Molecule: messenger RNA, 4573 nt
Organism: Herpailurus yagouaroundi (jaguarundi)
Lineage: Eukaryota; Metazoa; Chordata; Mammalia; Carnivora; Felidae
Gene: TRIM39
Product: tripartite motif containing 39
Exons: 7
Coding region: 1637-3103 (488 amino acids)
Molecular function (GO): protein binding; zinc ion binding
Source: RefSeq, a predicted model, not a curated record
CUCCGCCCGCCUCGGGCCCGGGCGGACGUUUUGCCGCCCCGGCGACGUCAGCGCGUCCGGCGUUGCUUGGCUACCCCGCCGUUCCCCCGUCCCGCUGCCGCUCGCCUCCCCGGGUGAAACUCUGACGCCGUCACCGCGGGCCUCGGCUGCGUCAUAGCGGCGGGCAUCCCACCUUCACGUCACACCUUCUCCUCACCUGGACACGCAUUCCUCCCUCCCUGUCAACCACGACGUUUCCUCUCCCCUUCUCCAAUCCCCCUACGCCAGAUCUGGCGAGAGAAGAUGGAGACGAGGGUGGGCAUGAGUUGUGGACGACGCUCAGGAGAGGGUCGCAAGGUGGGACCCCGGACAGUGGUAGAAACAAAAUGAGGACGUCCCUCAAGUUUGCCCUUCUACUGAGACACAAGGAAUAGAGGGAAAGAAAUUACCAACCUGGAGGCACCCGAGGCCUCACUAUGGCUGUAACUCCAAGUCCUCUCUAUGCAUCCCUAACCUUUUCCCCAUUUCUCUUUCACACCACUUCUUUGCCAGUCUAGAUCCAUCCUGGUCCCUAACUCUGCAUACAGUUCAACUUACCCCAGGUGAGGAGACCACCUAAUUUCUAGAAAAAAAGGGACAGGUUCACUAGUUGGAUUCUCUUCGGUAAAGAAAAAUCAUCUAACUCAACUUCUCUCCUAGUUGAGGAAAGAAUUCAGGUCCAAAUAAGGUAUCAGCUCCAACUCCAAAUUAAACACUUUUCAUGUGUGCCAACAACAAUAUAUACAGUAAUCAUUGUUAACCCUAUUCACCACAUGGCCACUUCUUUCUUAGCACUUAGACCUACUAAAUUUCCUUUCUUCUGUUGGAAGGGAGGGUGGAUAGAGAAAUCCAUGGUUUCAUCGAUAAAAGUGGUGAUUUUCAAGGAAGGAGUGGGGGACCAGCUUUAUAAAUCUCUUUGAUGCAUUUCCAACAUUUUGAGCCUUAACUUGAGGGAGACUUUAAUUGCCUCUUUCUCUAAUUCCCAGCCACUCCAGAACCUACUAGUUGGAGGCACAGUACAUCCAAGGUAUUAGUUAUCAGUAGCUAUUUCAAAACUCCAGUCACUGCUGAAUAUUUAGGAUAGACUUGUCAGCCUUCUUUUCAAGUAUAUACUCUCAAGAAGUAUAUACUCUUUAGUGUAGUUGCCACGUAUUAAUCACUUUUCAGCAGUCCUAAAUGUCUAAGUGCACUCAAAUAAAUGAGAUGUUGGGUGAAUAAUGUCAUUCCAAGAAGAAGACACACUUCCCCUAGACUACUCUAAUAAAGGGAAGAAUAAUUUCAAGUUUUCCUGAAAAGAAGAGGUUGUUACCCUUGCCUAAUAUUCCUUUUAUUACCCUUGAAACAUAGGACAAUGGCAGAGAAGCCUAUGCUCCAGGGGGCUAUUGUAAUAAAACUCUUCUGUAACAUUAAACUUUAAAAUAUACUUAAGAAAUCUUAAUACUUGGACUUUUAUGGCAUGUUUCACUUUCCCAAGAUCCUUUCUCACUAUUAGAAAACUAUAUCUAGUAGGGAUACAAUGGUCUGCUUUUAAGAUACAUGUGUACUGAGCCUGGAUCAGAAGAAGUGUGCUGGGCUAGAGUUGAAAGAAGCCUCUAAUAAGAGAAAGCAGAGUUAAAUAAUGGCAGAAACAAGUCUGUUAGAGGCUGGAGCCUCUGCAGCCUCCACAGCUGCAGCUCUGGAGAACUUACAGGUGGAGGCGAGUUGCUCUGUCUGCCUGGAGUAUCUGAAGGAGCCUGUCAUCAUUGAGUGUGGGCACAACUUCUGCAAAGCUUGCAUCACCCGCUGGUGGGAGGACCUAGAGAGGGACUUCCCUUGUCCUGUCUGUCGAAAAACAUCUCGCUACCGCAGUCUCCGGCCUAAUCGACAGCUAGGCAGCAUGGUGGAAAUUGCCAAGCAGCUCCAGGCUGUCAAGCGGAAGAUCCGAGAUGAGAGCCUCUGCCCCCAGCACCAUGAGGCCCUCAGCCUUUUCUGCUAUGAGGACCAGGAGGCUGUAUGCUUGAUAUGUGCAAUUUCCCACACCCACCGGGCCCACACCGUCGUGCCACUGGAUGAUGCCACACAGGAGUACAAGGAAAAACUGCAGAAGUGCCUGGAGCCCCUGGAGCAGAAAUUGCAGGAGAUCACCCGCUGCAAGUCCUCUGAGGAGAAGAAGCCUGGAGAGCUCAAGAGACUAGUGGAGUGUCGCCGACAACAGAUCUUAAAGGAAUUUGAAGAGCUUCAUAGGCGGCUGGAUGAAGAACAGCAGAUGUUGCUUUCACGCCUGGAGGAGGAGGAACAGGACAUUCUACAGCGCCUCCGAGAAAAUGCUGCUCACCUUGGAGACAGGCGCCGGGACCUGGCCCACUUGGCUGCUGAGGUGGAGGGCAAGUGCUUACAGUCGGGCUUCGAGAUGCUUAAGGAUGUCAAAAGUACCCUGGAAAAAUGUGAGAAGGUGAAGACCAUGGAGGUGACUUCAGUGUCCAUAGAGCUGGAAAAGAACUUCAGCAAUUUCCCCCGACAGUACUUUGCCCUAAGGAAAAUCCUUAAACAGCUAAUUGCGGAUGUGACCCUGGACCCAGAGACUGCUCACCCUAACCUAGUCCUGUCCGAAGAUCGUAAGAGCGUCAAGUUUGUGGAGACAAGACUCCGGGAUCUCCCUGACACACCACGGCGAUUCACCUUCUAUCCUUGUGUCCUGGCUACUGAGGGCUUCACCUCAGGCCGACACUACUGGGAGGUGGAGGUGGGUGAUAAGACCCACUGGGCAGUGGGCGUGUGCCGGGACUCCGUAAGCCGAAAGGGCGAGCUGACUCCACUCCCUGAGACUGGCUACUGGCGGGUGCGGCUGUGGAACGGGGACAAAUAUGCAGCCACCACCACGCCUUUUACCCCUUUGCACAUCAAGGUGAAACCCAAACGGGUAGGCAUAUUCCUAGACUAUGAGGCCGGCACACUGUCUUUUUACAAUGUCACAGACCGCUCUCAUAUCUACACCUUUACUGAUACUUUUACUGAGAAACUUUGGCCCCUCUUCUAUCCAGGCAUCCGUGCUGGUCGGAAGAAUGCUGCACCACUUACAAUCAGGCCCCCAACAGAUUGGGAGUGACAGGUAGGGAUGUGGGAAUAAUUGGGGUGAGUCAGGGUCAAGAGCUAUGGGCCUUCCUUCCUGUGACCUGCUGGAACGUCUUCAUGUCUGCCUGGUUCCAGUCCUGCACUGUUUAGGAGAAGCACCUUGGUUUCUAGAAUGGUUUAUAUGGAGGAGUAUGUAGGACUGGUCUGGGAUGAGCACACAGCUGUCUCUCUCCUAACCGUCAGGGUGGGGAAUUAGUUCCCAGGGGUUAUCUCCCCUGAAGUCCAUCAGGUUUUCUAUUGCACAUGGAUAGGUUAGGAAGGAAGGAGAGGCUUUUCCAGAAACAAAAAGUCUGUGAGAGGGUCUGACUUGCUCAAAACCAGAAGAGGAAACAGAAACCCCUGUACGUUCUUUUAAGGGGUUCUUAUUUGUUGAGAAAGAUCAGAGGGGUCUGUGUACCUCUAGACUAAAAUAAAGAUGAAUGAUAGUUGCUCUUGUGGGUCUAGAAGUUAAGGAGUUUUUUUGUUUGUUUUUUGUUUUUGAGAGCAGAGAUUGGGCAUCAAGAAGAUUAGAAAGGAAGUUGGGAAAGGGGCUAAAGGAACAGAUUCCUAACAGUUUCUUUGGUCUUCUACUCCCAGAGUAAGUUGCCAUUAUGAGUAGGAUUGGCCAGAGGUAGGAAUGUGGGGAGGAGAGGGUGAGAAGAAAUGAGAGGAGAACCCAAGUCCCUGCCUCAGCCUUCAGCAAAGCUGGCUUAUUGCCUGUCUCCUUAGAGUUGGUUGUCUCCAAGAAUCGGUCAGUCACCUUUCUCCUGCAGAGGUGAGGUGCCAGAGACCCCUCAAGACAUGUCUACCCUUUCACUGCUUUCCCAAGGGGACCUGGAAAGGACAGUCAAGUAUUAGAGGAAAGAGAAAGGUAUUUCUAUCCAAAGCCCUGGCCUUAAAGAAUGUUACUAAGUAUCUGCUCCCAAGUUGUCAGCCUUGUUACUUGGUUAAGGUGUCCAAGCCAAAAAGGGAGAAGGAAAAUGGAGUCUUCCUCACCCUGAGGACAGGGUAGAAGACAGGGUAUGUAGAGCAAAGUGUCACAUAGGCAACCUCCUUUAGCCUAUGUUCAUAUGGCCUGGAACUAGUGUUCACAAGAGCCAGUCUCUUGCAUAUUUGUUGCCAUCCUUCACCUUUUGCCAUUUCCCCUAUCAGAGAAUGUAAAUCAUUUUAACAUUAGGCCAAAAUAAACAACUUGUAGGGUACAUAUGUUGUCAAAAAAGGUUAAAGCAAUGCAUGCCAAACCAAACUAAAAUGAUUUGGAAUAUCUGCUACUUGGGUGAUCAGGGAUUCACAGAAGAUUGGGACAAGAAACUGCAGUUUAUUGAGAGUGUUUCACUUCCUCCUACCACCUCAACAGGACUUUGUCCAGACUCUCCUCUUACCUUUGUGCCUUGACUGUGGUUCUUUGUGGCAAGAUGCUUUGGUUGGUAAAACAUAACAUGGAACAAAGGAUCCACUGAAGUGA